AUGGUACCUACUAAUAACAAUAAGUCUAAUACACUGGGACCAUUACGUGAUAUCCAUGAAAUUCAGUCUGAAAUCCAGCUAGACCUUUUGCCCAUGAUUCAGAAGAAUGAUUUAUCCGAAAGCACACCAACGAAUGAAGAAGGCAAUGAUAAUACUGUUGAAUCUGGAGUAGAUUAUUCUAAUUUGGUGAUGAAAACAAUCAAUCCUAAACCACUGUAUGUACCACCGUUAAAUUUUUCACUUGUGGAGGAUGGUAUUUAUAGAUCUGGAUUUCCAAUGCCUAUAAACUAUCCAUUUUUAGAGCAAUUAGGAUUAAAAACUAUAAUAUAUUUAGGAGAUUUGGGAGAAAAGAAAAAAGACGAAAAGCUGAAGAGUAAGGACACAGAAAAUGGUGAAAAGGCACCUAAGGAAAAGGUGAAGAAGGAAAAAGAGAAAAAGGAUAAGGAGAAAAAAGAUAAGCAUGGCACAGCGGAAAUUAUGGAUAACUAUAAAAAAUGGAUAGAGACGACAGAUAUAACGUUUCACCAUCUUUUCAUAAAGUCAGCUCUGGAGCCAUUUACACUUGAAGAAGACCGCACACAAGCAUUGGAGACGAUAACCACAGCUUUACAAUUGAUAGUAAAUAAACAAAACUUCCCAAUAUUAAUUCAUUCAAAUAAAGGAAAGCAUAGAAUCGGUGUACUUGUGGGGUUAAUGAGAAAGUUAUUGCAAGGAUGGUGUUUGAGUGGUAUUUUUGAAGAAUACGAAAAGUUUGCUAUGGGUAAAUCUGAGUUCGAUUUAGAAUGCAUUGAGCUUUGGCAACCAGAACUCUACGUAGAAAACGAAUGGAAACCAGAUUUCGUGAGGACUUAA
Molecule: messenger RNA, 852 nt
Organism: Debaryomyces fabryi
Lineage: Eukaryota; Fungi; Ascomycota; Pichiomycetes; Serinales; Debaryomycetaceae
Exons: 1
Coding region: 1-852 (283 amino acids)
Cellular component (GO): cytoplasm
Molecular function (GO): inositol diphosphate tetrakisphosphate diphosphatase activity; phosphatase activity
Source: RefSeq, a predicted model, not a curated record